AUGUCGGAAAUAUACAACGAAACCCUGGAACGGGAGAAGUAUAUCCGCAGCCAGGGAUACGUGCUUCCACCUGGGGACUUGAAAUUGCCAGUACUACCAUAUCGCUCGGGUGGUAAGUUAACCUUUCCUUUGUGCCGGACAUGUGUGGACAAGUACCAAAACACCAAGUGUGAGCACACCGAUGAAGAGCGCGCUUUAACGGGAGCCUGGUGUACACCGGAAAUAAACGAAGCUGUGAAGCGCGGAUAUGUGGUCGAAAAGAUUCACGAAGUCUGGCAUUUCGAGCAGUACGAAGACCGUCUUUUUGAAGAGUAUAUCAACAAGUUUUUGAAGAUCAAAACGGAAGCAAGCGGUUGGCCUGCUCACGUCCACACUGAAGAUGAAAAACAUCAAUACAUUCAGGAUUUUAAACAACAUGAGAAGGUUGAACUAGAUUAUGAUAAAAUCACUCCAAAUGCUGGACUGCGUUCACUAUCGAAACUGUGUUUAAACAGUUUCUGGGGACGUCUGGGAAUGCAAGAAAACAAACUCAGCACUGCCUAUAUAACCGAACCGGAAAAGUUUUACGACAUGUUGUUGUCUGGAAAGUAUCACGUGCAUUCUUGGGACAUGUUCUCGGAGGAUGUGGUGCAGUUGACAUACACCAAAGAAAGCGGUUUCGUGGAUCGUAAUCCGAACACCAAUGUCAUCUUAGCGGCGUUAACAACAUGCUGGGCACGACUCCAUUUGUACAAAUUUAUGGACAUGGUCGGGGAUCGGUUGCUGUACUGA
Molecule: messenger RNA, 771 nt
Organism: Paramacrobiotus metropolitanus
Lineage: Eukaryota; Metazoa; Tardigrada; Eutardigrada; Parachela; Macrobiotidae
Exons: 4
Coding region: 1-771 (256 amino acids)
Source: RefSeq, a predicted model, not a curated record